Messenger RNA from Nelumbo nucifera (sacred lotus), 728 nucleotides. The record is from RefSeq and is a predicted model, not a curated record. Lineage: Eukaryota; Viridiplantae; Streptophyta; Magnoliopsida; Proteales; Nelumbonaceae.
CAACCGUCCUAGCACCGUAGCAAUAAGGCUCUUGGGGUAUAACCGUGCAAUGUUUGGCUUUGCCCCUUAUGGGUCAUACUGGCGUGAGAUACGCAAGAUAGCCACCCUCCAGCUCCUGUCCAACAAUCGGCUAGAGAUGUUGAAGCAUAUUCAAGCCUCAGAGAUUGACAUGUCCAUAAGACAUCUAUAUGAGCUAUGGGUUAAUAAAACUACUGCUACAGCAUCCCUAGAUCAAGGCCGCCCGAACCAAGUCCUGGUGGAAAUGAAGCAAUGGUUCGGGAACUUAACACUUAAUAUUAUAACUAGAAUGGUUAGGCCCAAGAGGAGCUGGACAUCCAAGUUGGAAGAGAAAGAAUUGUGGAGGAAUCAGAUAUUGAGAACCUGAAAUACCUUCAAGCCAUCAUCAAGRAAACAUUUCGCCUAUACCCAGCUGCUCCAUUAUCAGCACCACAAAUCACUACCGAGGAUUGCACUGUAGCUGGCUUCUAUGUACCGAGUGGCACACGCCUAGUAACAAACAUUUGGAAGAUUCAAAGGGACCCAGCAGUGUGGAUGGACCCAUCCAAUUUCAAUCCUGAGAGGUUUCUUACAAGGCAUACGAAUUUGGACGUUUGGGGUCAACAUUUCGAACUCAUCACUUUUGGCUUAGGUAGAAGGUCAUGCCCAGGAAUCAAUUUAGCCCUUCGGGUGGUUAACUUGACACUGGSUCGUUUGCUUCAGGGAUUCGA